GUUUUUGAAGAAUUUGUGAAUCUUCCUAAUCUUCAUAUUAAUGCUCAUUUGGCAUUACAUGCACAGUCAUAUGGAAAUCUUAUCAAUAUAGCAGUUGGUAUAAAAGAAAUGGUUCAUCAAAUUUUUAAAAGUAUAGUACUACGAACAAAUUGCAAGAAUAUUGAAUUAGACUUGUUAAAACGUUAUACAACCUUAUUUGCUAUAAGGCAUCUAAUUGAUAGUGGAAUUGAUUUUAUUGCUAAUAACUCACUAGUUUUUCAAGAAAAUGAGUUUAAUGAUGAUGAAGAAAUGAUACCAUCUCAAAUAAACAGUUCUGAAUUCAAGUCAGAACUAAUGCUUUCUUAUCAAGAUUUUGAACAAAAUGCUGCUCUUAUUAAUAAGUCGAUAAGUUUCUAUCAAAAUGUAACAUAUUUGAUUGAAAAUGAAUAUAGAAUAAUUGAAAAAUGUUCACUAAGCCUUGGAGAUAUUGUUACUAUUGAGGAAGAAGAAGAGGAAGAAAGCUUUGCUAUGAUUAAAACAAUUUUUCGGCAUAAGAGUAAUGAUAGGCAUUUCUAUACAUUUAUUAUGAUUGAUUGGUUUGAAAAUACUAAUCAAAUAAAUAAUCUACUAGAAUGUCCUAUUUAUAAGAUUCAAUCAACUAAUAAUAAAAAGUAG
This is a messenger RNA of Scutellospora calospora, 654 nucleotides long. The record is from the annotation of a GenBank genome assembly. Lineage: Eukaryota; Fungi; Glomeromycota; Glomeromycetes; Diversisporales; Gigasporaceae.